CAUGUGCACACGCUGUGCCAGCAGACAGUUUCAGCUCUCGGUAACUGAUGCACAGACUGCUGCUGUUUCUCCCUUCCCCUCUUUACUCCCCCUAACAAUUCUCCUUCCUUUCCUGUACUGCCUCUAUUCAUCCCCUCUGUACUUUCCUCUACUUUUUCUCUACUCUGUCAUUCUGCCCGUCACUUUUCCUCAGCCGGAUAUAAAGGCAGGACCUGUUGGAGGGAGAGCGCUUGUGUAAUUUCUGGCUGCACUUGAGCACCCAGAGUUGUUGCUUCAGCUGGAAAGGCAACAAACCAGAGGACCUACAAACAGCUACAGGACAAACUCCGAGUAAAUCUCUGUAAUAAAGAGGAAGAAGGAAUACUUCUGAGAAAAUAAAGGAGAAGAAGGAGGGGGAUGUGCAGAACACAGACCAUGCCAGGCUCUUUGCUGGUGCUCCUGUCCCUGUUGGUCCUCUCCACAGGAAGUGAUGCCAGAAGAAUCAGGAAAAGAGGACUCAACCAUAAGGAUUACGAGUAUCUCAAUCAUCCCCAGUCCACACAGCACCAAAAGAAUGACCGGUGUCCACCGCCGCCCCAGAUGUUACCAGAGCGAGCCUGCGAGGUCCCGGGCUGCCGCUCAGACUCAGAAUGCGAGCGCCACAAACGCUGCUGCUACAACGGCUGCAUCUAUGCCUGCCUGGAGUCUGUGCAGCCACCACCAGUUCUGGACUGGCUGGUGCAGCCCAAGCCUCGAUGGUUGGGGGGUAACGGUUGGCUGCUAGACGGUCCUGAAGAGGUUUUGCAAGCUGAGGCCUGCAGUACUACUGAGGAUGGAGAUGAGCCUCUGCACUGUCCUACGGGCUACGAGUGCCACAUCAUCAAUCCAGGAAACCCAGCCUCUGGCAUCCCUAACAGGGGACAGUGCAUCAAGCAGCGCGGCAACUCUGAUGGACGUAGCUUGAGACACAAAUACUUUAAGGACUACAAGGACUACUUAGGUACCAGCUCUAACAGUGCAGUGGGCUAUGAAAAGCAUCACCACAAGCACCUGGGGUGAAGUCGACUUGAACUCAGCUUCGAGCAUAGCACAACCUCAGACAUCAGUCCAGUCCUGUUUGAUCCGCUCGCAGCUAAACCGGGAUCAGAUCUGACCUUUUUUUAAACUACGCCUCCAGCUGCUACCUCCUCUGCGCAAUGCCCUGUCUCGCAGCCUCUCGUCAGUCACGUGUCCACAGGGAGACGAGUUUCUCACGCUCUCAGCAUGCAUCCAAAGAAAAAAAGCACUUUUGUCCCUCUGUUUGAUGUCAGCAAAAAGGGAGGAGGAGAGGCUUUUGGUGAAGGUAGCGCAAGGUGCAAACUGAAGCUGAUUAGCAAAAUUGUCUGAGCAACCCCGAUUUUUGCAGCCCCCUCCCCCCUCUCUAUAAUUUGUUCCUAUUUUCAUCCACUGCCAUGCUCUCUAUUCUUAAGACUGGUCAGUGGAAAAAAUCAAGACCAUGUGGGCUUCAUUCUUAGCUCUAAAUUCCUCUUCUGAAAUCUGGAAUGUUUUAUGGACAAGAGGAAAAAAAAUCCAGGUGUAGCCGUGAGUCAGCUAAGAAAAUCCAGAUGUUUUAUAUUAUGCGCUAAUAACUCUUAAUUAAAAAAUAAUACCAUGUGAGUAUGUGGAUCAGUAAAUUCAGAACAGCUGCAGGUAUGUACAAGCUAACAGAUGCUGACUGUGACUUGGAAAGCAAAAUAAAGAAAGACAAAACUGUUUAUUUAAGAGGCCUAUUCGAGACGCUCCCCCUGUGAAAAAGAAAACUUAAAUUAACCUACUGAAGGGAAGUGACUCGUUUUGAAAAGACUGAUUUCAUUUACACUUCUUUGACGACUUAUGCAGUAAAUAUGUACCAGUUCAGAACAGUUAUUCAUUAACAUACUAUAUGAGAGACAAUAAUCCCUGCUGCAGUAUACACAUGAUAAAAGAAAGGGAUUUUGCUUCCAUGUAAAUAUUUAAAUGGUGCUUCGGUAAUUGCUGCAUAUAAUAACAGAAGAAUAAGCUGGUCACACGUGAAAGAAAACCACUCUGUGCAGAACUAAAGUGAUGUCUGAAUAUUUCCAUCUGAUUGGUGCUAUGUCGCUGCCUUGAUUAUUCUAAAU
Molecule: messenger RNA, 2117 nt
Organism: Pundamilia nyererei
Lineage: Eukaryota; Metazoa; Chordata; Actinopteri; Cichliformes; Cichlidae
Gene: wfdc1
Product: WAP four-disulfide core domain 1
Exons: 7
Coding region: 397-1038 (213 amino acids)
Biological process (GO): regulation of cell growth
Cellular component (GO): extracellular region
Molecular function (GO): peptidase inhibitor activity
Source: RefSeq, a predicted model, not a curated record